This is a messenger RNA of Pyrgilauda ruficollis (rufous-necked snowfinch), 2249 nucleotides long. RefSeq names its product coiled-coil domain containing 13 (gene CCDC13). Gene Ontology annotation, cellular component: centriolar satellite. Lineage: Eukaryota; Metazoa; Chordata; Aves; Passeriformes; Passeridae. Gene Ontology annotation, biological process: cytoplasmic microtubule organization; non-motile cilium assembly. The transcript is spliced from 15 exons. The record is from RefSeq and is a predicted model, not a curated record.
AUGGCGGCGGCCGUGAGGGGAAGGGCGCGCGCGCGCGCUCCCGUUGCCAUGGGCACCGCAUCGGGCCCGCAGCGGGAGCCGGGGCCGCAGCUCCGCUCCCGCCGCUGCCCAGCAGGAAACGGGGACAGCCGGGGACACCCUCCCGGUGCCCUCGGGAACGCGGCUCGGGUAGGCCGGGGGAGUUUGCUUGAGGCUGAGAAUGAGCAGCUGCAGGAUCAGCUCCGGGAGAUCCGGGAUGAGAACUGCAGGCUCCACAAACUGACAGCAGAGCAAGAAUUUGAAAUAAAGGAGCUCCAGAAAAGAGUACGGGAGGAGAGGUUGGCUCUGUCAGGGGUGUCUGGUUUUGCUGGAGACGUGGCUGCCACUAAAAUAGUUGAGUUGGCCAAAAAGAACCGGGAGGUGACUGCUGAGUUUGAGAGUGAGAGAGCCAAAGUGAAGCAGCUGAAUCACAGAGUCAAGGAGCUGGAGAGAGAACUACAGGCAGCUGCAGAAAAAAUCCAUUCCCUUGGUGGUGAUGCUGCAGGAAUCAAGGAAUCACCUCUGAAAAAGCUGGAAGGAGACUUGGCUGAAAAUCCAGAGGUGAAAGCACUGCAAGAAAAAUUGAGUGCAGCCAACAUAAAAGUGACAGAAUAUCGGAACCAGCUCCAGAAUUUGAAACAGGAACUGAAGCUGACACAAAAGAUUUUAGCCAAAGAAGUUGGGGAAGAUGUGAAUAUCCAAAGUCUCUUGACCAAUUCUGGCAACUGGCGUGGACGAGCUCAGCAAAUUCUCCUUCUGCAAACCAAGGUUCACGAGCUGGAGCAUAAACUGAAUCACCAAAAGAUCAGAGCUUCACUGCUUGAGAUGGAUGAGGGAUUGCUGGGAUUUCCUGAUCCAAGGAAGUUGUCAGUCCAAGAGAAGAACUUGCUGAAGAUUCGCAGCUUGGAAAAAGAAAAGAAGGAAUCUUUGGAGAAACUCUCUGAGCAACACAACGCUCUCCAAAAAAACCAUGAAGAAUUGAAAAAAAAACUUGAUGCCUCAAAAGCCAGGAACCAAAUGCUGAGUGGAGAAGUGAAGAUGCUGAAGGGACAGAUUGGAACCUUGCUGGAGAAAGGGAAACAUGAUGAUGAGCUCAUACAUGCCUUACUGAGCCAGCAGAAGCAAACGCAGGAGAUCUUAAAGGGCCUGAGCCAGAAGGAGGAUGAGAACAAGGAGUCUCAGCAGAUGAUGGGGCACCACUUGAAGCGUGAGAUUCAGAAACAAAGCACCCAGAUAGAUGAGCUCAGGGUGUUGGUGGCUGACAGAGAAGCAAAGGUUAAAAUUCUGGAGGAGAAGAUUGGACAGCUCACACAUCAGAACAUGUCAGGAGCUGCUCAUCCAGCGCACUCUGAGCACUCAGGAUCACUUGAGGGGUCAGGCAGCAGCAAGGCUGGAAGGACAGAAUGGUAAGAAGAUGCCUGCACAGUGUCCGCGAUGGGCCACGUGCUCGUGGAGUCAGCAGCCACAGAGCCUUUCUUCCUCAACCCACCUGGAAGGUCUGCUGGCACGGACAGCUUGAGCUGGGAAGCACUGCUGGGAGAGAUCAUAACGCAGAGGGCUCUGUGCCAGGCUGCUGAAGUGGAGAGGGAAAAGCUCCUGGAGCUGGUGGCUGUGCUGCAGAAACAGGUGAAGAAAAGCAGCGACAAAGUCUUGGGAGCUGAGAAGAAGCUCCAGGAAGAGCAGUGGCAGAGUGACAGCCUGGAACAGCAGUUUGAAAAGCUGCAGGUGGAUCCAGGGAGCAGCACAACUGCCCCGAGGAGCAGAAAAGCCCAGCCCAGCCAUGUGAGUGACGGAGAGGAGCUCUGUGCGUCCCUGUCCGAGCUGCUCCUGGAAUCUCAGGUGGAGGAGGUUUUUCCUUUUGUUUCCUUCCAGAUGGAUGCGAACAAAAGUCUGAAGGCUGCUCUGAUGGAGACUGUGAGAGCCAAAGAGGAUGAUUUGAAACUGUAUCCAAGUGACAAUGGACAAAGUGAGGGCUAGUUUUGCAGACUGUUCAGCACCAUACACCAGAGGAGAGUUAAUCCAGAUAUUCCCAGUCCUUUGGGCUGCAGAGCAGGGAGAGAGCCCAGGCACCAGUGGCAUUUUGCAGCCUCAGAUCGUGUCAUUCCUUUAGCAUUUGCAGGAGAGGAUGAGAAGCAGAGAUGAAAUACAAAAUGUGAAGGUUUUAUGUGUCAGCACUUUCUGUCUCUGAGGCUUGGCAAGCAGGGCUGGUGGGUGUAGUUUGGGAAGCUGCA